GACUGUCCGGCUGUUCCUCUCCAGACGCGCUCAGUGUGCGCGAGCAGCUCGUGCGUCAUAUUCAUUAAACAUUUGGGUUCAAUGAGGGGGCCGCUGGUUUUCAUCUGUCGGGCUCUGCUGUGGACUGCCGUUUCAGCCCUGUUUACAGCGGUGGUGGAGGAGAGCGCGUACGAGGCAGAACUACACAGCGACAUCAAACUAGCGUGUGGAUUCUCCACAGUCAAAAGAGACUCCGACCUUUCUGUCAUAUGGCGACGAGUCGAGCCAAAUCCAGAUGUGGACGUGUAUCGGCUGGAGAGAGGUAGAGUAAACUACAACUACACGAGUGCUGCGUUCAAAGAGCGUGCGCAGCUUAUCCAAGAACUGCUGGAUGAAAACCGCGCUGUGUUGCACUUGAAGAAACUCAGGAUAAAGGAUUCAGGCACAUAUCAGUGUAUCGUGAAAUACGGGGAUGAAGGAGACUACAAACACGUCACUCUCAAUGUUACAGCUCCGUACACUCCAAUACAGAAAACGGUCAGACAAACAGGACGAGAUGAAGUCGAGCUCUCCUGUGAGACUACAGGAUACCCGCGGCCUCGGGUGAUCUGGAGCGAUGGCCAAAACACAAACCUCACAGACAGAAUCAACAGCACCGCACACACCACAGACGAAGACCUCAUCAACAUCAUCAGCAAACUGAGGGUGAAUGGAGACCUGGUCAACAACUACACCUGCGCCUUCCUCAUAAAGGGUGAAAUCAGGCGGACGGCCACCUUCAGUUUACCAGAUGAAAUCCCCCAUCAAUGCUCUUCUCAUUCUUAUGUGUGGAUCGGAGCAAUAGUGGUUGUGCUUUUGGCCAUCGCCCUCACCUCUGUUGCCCUGCGAAUCAGGAGAAACGGUCAGAAAGGAAGAAGUAAUGAGUCGUCUAAAUGUUGUUUCCUGUUGCCUCACCCCUCUCCUGCUACAAACACUGACUCUUUACUGACAGUAAACGAGAAUAGACCGGAUACAUGUGAGACAACUUUAAAAGUACCUUCGGAAAAGCCUGAAGCUCUGAGGGAGGUGUUAACACAACAAUAUUCGCAGAUCGUUGCAAACACACAGAUGAAAAGCAGAUUUGCGUCAUACUGCACCAACGUGCUGCCACAUGCGCUGUACACAAAAGAAGGACAAUCCCUGAACAUUGCUUCCAUCGUGCCUGAUGAGAGGCAAACUAUCCUUCUGCUGGGAGAACCAGGCAGCGGCAAAACCACCGUAGCACAAAUAAUGUCAUCCUGCUGGGCUCAGAGCAUCACGACAGACCCCUUCAACAUUCACCGACUGCAGCUGGUCGUGCUGGUGGACUGUAAUGAAGCACAAGGAGAUUUUUUCCAAGUGGUCAAAUCAAGCGUGACUCCCGAAACACCGUUAGACGAGUGUGAUCUGAGAGAGACGCUUUUGGGACCAACGGAUUGUUUAGUAAUCCUGGACGGCUACCGAGAGGGGAACACAGACUUGGAUGAAACGCUCAGGACGUUUCUAUCGGAGCGUCAGACGUGUGGGGUUUUGGUGACGUCCCGUACAGGCGAGUGUCCGGCUUUGGAGAACAGAGUCAGGACAGUAGUGCAACUUAUUCCGAGACCGGAAGAGUCUGAAUCGUGAACUUCACUUGAUGGACAAAUAGAGGCGACGGUGAUGCUGAAAUGUCACUUUUCUAUACAUUAAAUGUUGCGAUACAGCAGCGCACAAAUUCAGCACCUUACCUUCAGCAUAUGAUCUUAUUCUUGUCACUCCAAAAAUAUAUACACAUUUAAAUUUAAAUGUGGUGGUGUAGUGGUCUAAGCACCAUAACUGGUAAUCUGGUAAUCAGAAGGUUGCUGGUUCGAUCCCCACAGCCACCACCAUUGUGUCCUUGAGUAAGGCACUUAACUCCAGGUUGCUCCAGGGGAUUGUCCCUGUAAUAAGUGCACUGUAAGUCGCUUUGGAUAAAAGCAUCUGCCAAAUGCAUAAAUGUAAAUGUAAAUAUUCUUGCCUUGUUUUCCAGUAAAAUAUCCUAAAAACAAGAUAAAUGUACUUUGAAAGCAAAACCGCAUGAUUUAAAGACAUGUUAUUCACACCUGGAGUCGUGAGUUUGAAUCUUAGGGUGUGCUGAGUGACUCCAGACGGGUCUCCUAGCAACCACAUUGGCCCGGUUGCUAGGGAGGGUUGAGUCACAUGGGGUAACCUCCUCGUGGUGCUAUAAUGUGGUUCUGUGGUGAGUUGUGUGUGGAUGCCGCGGAGAAUAGCGUGAAGCCUCCACAUGCGCUACGUCUCCGCGGUAACUCAACAAGUCACGUGAUAAGAUGCGCGGAUUGACGGUCUCAGACGUGGAGGCAACUGAGAUUCGUCCUCCGUCACCCGGAUUGAGGCGAGUCACUACGCCACCACGAGGACUUAUGAGCGCAUUGGAGAGAGAGAAAAAAAGCACAAAUCUGUGUUCCAGUGAGACACUUACAAUGGAGGUCAAUGGGAGCAAACACACACACACACACACACACACUUACACACUCACACACACACACACACACACACACACACACACUUACACACUCACACACACACUCUCUCACACACACACACACUUACACACUCACACACACACUCUCACACUCACACACACACUCACACAAUAAUGUUGACAAUAAAGUGAUUUGAUUUGUCACAUGCACACACUCACGCACACACACACACAGACUCACACACACACUCAUGCACACACACAGGUACACACUCAUGCACACACACAGCACAGACACACACACACACACACACUCUCUCACACGCACACUCACACUCACAUUACGCCACCACGAGGACUUCGAGCGCAUUGGGAAUUGGGUGUUCCAAAUUGGGGAGAAAAAUAAGACUUAUUAGACACUAUAUAUUGAAAAUAGUGUAUUUUUCUCACCCCAUUCGCAUAUUUCUGUGAUGUUUAUACUUAAAGCAAGAAAAAUCAACUCGCCAAUGAGCUGCGAAAAACUUGCAAGAUGAAGUCUUCAUAUGUUCUGCAGUUCAGCGUCAGACAUCACCUUGAUUUACAGAUGUGUACUGGGAAACCAGACAGCAUCAUCUGGCAGCAGAUCAAACCAUUGUGCAACGCUUCAGUUCAGUUGUGUGUGUCAAAGACCAAGUGGAGGAACAGAGAAGUGAGAGCUCGACAAUAAAACAUUAUUGCUACAUCAGAUCAUAUCUGCGGUUCAGCUGUUACAGAUUAUAAUGUCAACCUUUCACCUUUAUUAUUAUAACUGCACUUUACAUUUUGUAUUUGUUUAUUAUAUGUGAAGAUUUUGAUUAAUUGCAAUGAAACGUUUGUACUUUUCUUCUCUUGUUACAAUAUAUUUCAUGGGUUUCCUGCAGAAGAUCUUUUCUGGCACUGGUUUGUUUCACUUUCAUUCUGGUUUGACACCUGAACAGGAUUAACUUCCACUUCUGAGAAUCUCACUCAACUUUAACCGGCAGAGUAAAACAGGGAAGUGGAGGUUUCCCGCAAAGGGAGGCCAAAAUAAUCUUUUGAAAUGUACUUCAGUUGGUGUAACACAAGUCAGAUUGAUGCAGUCAUAUGAAAGAAUAUUUUAUUAAAUCCAGUUCAUUUAGAUGGUCACACAUGAGGCCCAUUUUUAGGAUAGCUGACAAAUCACCACGAGUUUUAUAGUGUAUAAUUACAGCAGAUGAGAUCAGAGAGACUAUCAGGACAUUGAGGGAUUCCCCACAGAUCUGAACCACACAACUAAUCAUAAAAAUGAUCUUCCUCUGUUAUUCCUUCUGUUUCCUGCCUUUGUAUAUUAAUAUUAAAAACACACUGCAAAGUUUUGGGAGUGACAAACGAAUCCACUAAAUGUGUGUUUCCAAAAGAGAUUUUACAGCAUUAAAGAACACGUGUACAUUCAGUCAUCACUGCCUGAGUUUUUCCAGGAGUGACAAGAAAACACCUUCACCAUAUUUAAACCCCAUAAAAAAAGUUAUGAAAUUAUAUUCUGCAUUUAGAAAAUAAAGUCUACAUUUAGGCUCUUACAAGGUUCUUAACUCUCUUGACAAGGAGGA
Xyrauchen texanus (razorback sucker) is the source of this 4041-nucleotide messenger RNA. RefSeq lists its product as uncharacterized. Bases 82 to 1623 code for a protein of 513 amino acids. Gene Ontology annotation, cellular component: external side of plasma membrane. The record is from RefSeq and is a predicted model, not a curated record. Lineage: Eukaryota; Metazoa; Chordata; Actinopteri; Cypriniformes; Catostomidae. The transcript has 9 exons. Gene Ontology annotation, biological process: cell surface receptor signaling pathway; immune response; T cell costimulation.